AUGUUCUGGAAGUAUGAAGAUGAAUGGCUGCAGUUGGGCUUGGAAGAUGAAUCACUGAAAUGUGGUAGCCCUGCUUCAAGUGGAACACAUGAUUUCACUGUUACCAUGGCCGCGCGGUCCUGUCCAUCACCCUUGAGCCACAUUCCAACGCGCGAACCGUAUUCUUCCGAACCGCCACCAAAGUUAUCUCCUGUUUCAACAGGUCACCAAACAUUCAUCACUUUGAGUAAUACUCGCAUCCCUCCAGUGUCUUCUGGUCCUUCGCAGCCAGUUCUGCAAACUUCACCGCAAAUGCAGUCUUCCGAGCUCACGAGCAUACAGUAUGAGCUAAAUUCAGAUCUAAGUGUUUUAACAGUACCAUCUAGUUCACCACUCCUCCCUACGAAACCGACAGAAUUACAGUUUGCUCAGCCAUCUAUUUCUGGUCUACAGCAGAAUGGUGAUUUCGCAUCAUUUGUGCAGCUUGAGCAAAGAGAGAAGAGGGCAGUAAUUCACCAUCAACAACAUCCUCCAGGUUGUGUCCAGGCUGUUAAUGGACAGUGGUUUGUACAGGCACAGGUUCAGCAUGUGCAAACUAGCGCAGGAACGGUUAUCGCCGUUGUUCCAAAUUUUUGUCGACCCCAAGCUCAAUCAGCUGGUAGCAAUCAGAACAUGUCACAAGUGCAGCAAGUUUCACAACCGCAAUUGGUAGCACAUCCUAUAGGAAACGGGCAAGCAGUUGGCACAGCUCAACCUACAAUAGUUACAACACCACAUUUAAUUCAAACUCACCCGCAUCAUCAAAUUCCCCAACAUUCACAACAAAUAAUGCACACUGCUCGCAUCCCCAAUUCGCUUACUGUCAGUGUUGCUGCUGGUGUACCGCAGCAGGGGCAGUCUGUUAUGCAGCAUUUGUUAUCGCAACCCACGAUUUCUCGCGCGCCGCAAGUUCAGCCAGGAGUUCAGACCAUCACUUCAGCUGCAGUAGCAACGAAGAAACGGAACGCUCAACCUAGAAAUGGCCGUAGGAAAAAUGCAAAUCAAGGUGGCACUCUAGGUGCUGUUCUUGCAAAAGCUAAUAAACUUGCUGCAGCGUCAUCUACGGAUGCAUCUCUAAAUCAGUUAUUACCUCCAUCUCAUGGAAUUGAGAUGAGGCUGAGUGUGCAAAAUAGUGAACAAGUAGCUAGCCUUUCGAAAGAGAUUUCACGCCUACAAAAUCUUCAAGCGACUUACAAUAUCGAUCAUUCGGCAGAAAUAAAAGAGCUGGAAAAUAAGAGGGCCCAAAUAUUUUUCGAAGCCUUGGCGCAACAGCACAAGGACAAAGACUUGUUGCUGGCAGUAAAUCCUAGGCCACUAACAUUAACAACGCACACUAGGCAAAGAAAUAAUAUCAGGAAUAAUCAUAGCAAUGCGAAUGCAACUGUCGUUGUUCAUCAGGUGCAGCCCUCUACAAGCUAUGAACAUCAAACUCAGCCUGUACAAAGACAUCAACAACAAUUAAAUUAUGAAACAUCAAAUGCAAGAGUUCCAGUAUCUUACCAUAGCUCUUAUCAACUUUCAUCUCAGUACGUAGCUAAUCAUGAAACAUAUCAGAAUACUUCGUUUGCUGUUCGGAAUAAUAAUCAAAUGCAGCAGGUAUCUGCUACGCAGUUUAACUCAUAUCGACCGGCCGCUAGCCAGUCCCUAGUACAACUAAGUCAAGCGCGGGAAGGUUACAUUCAGUCAAUACCAAAUGUUUCUCACCAGCCUGCAAUUAUGCAGUCUGAGCGACCCAUAUCUCAUCAUGUGAUUCAAGAAAUGCCUUGUGAUCCACCUCCUCCACCAGUGCCAUUACUUCCUCCACCAAGUCUGAGAUCUUCAAUUGAAGCUGCUAGCUGCAUUGCAGAAAAGAGAAAUGAAAGAACCAUAAGGUUAUGUGAUUACUUUCAAUCAUUACAUAGUUCUAUUCAAUAUUCGGACCUAGAUUCACCGUUUUUUGAUCUCUCUGAUGUACUUCAACGCCUACUUCCCUUUCACGCUUUUUGUGAACCAGAUCUUAGUCCCGAGAUUUUAGAUACAUAUGUGAUUUUAACUUCAGUUGAUUAUAACUGUCUUCGACAUAUGGUGUAUUUAACUGGAAAAAAGAACAGUAUUGAACAGCGGAUCCGAACUAUAUUAUUUAACGAAGCAAUGGUUUGUUUUCCCGGUCGUUGGUACUAUAAUCGCAACGGAUACAAUAGAGCAGAAGAGUGCCUUCUACUUUCACUUGAUGCUGAAUAUGAGCGUCGGCUGCUAGAGGAAGAGAAACGAAUGACAGCUCUCCAUGACAAACGAGACUCUAUCGCAAUCUCAUCAGUGUGUACUCGUGUAAAUAUUAUGGAUUUGGAAAAACAUCGAAGGGAAUUAAUUUCAAAAGGCAUGCCAAAAUUAAAUUUUGAAUAUCACGAGUUUUCGGAGAGUGAAAUAGCCGCUCGUCAAUAUAGUCCAAUCUCAAAAUGUAGUAACGGAAACUUUUUUGGUUCAUCGUCGUCGAUCUUUAAUGAAAACAUAAUACAUUUGGAUUUCACUGAUAAGAUGCAAGAGAUUGAGGAGGCUUUACCUGCUGAUGUUGAUAGCUUUUUCAUUGAUAUUGUUCGAAAUGAAAAUGAUAAUGAAACGAAUGAAAAUAAAACGCCAAAUAUACUGAAUGAUUGGAUUACUUCAAUUCCAUCACCUGUGUUGACCUCGUCUCUCGCUAAUUACACACCACAAAAGAAAAAUAAUUCAAAUCAUAAUCAGAAGCCUUGUUCAUCGUUCACUGCUGGUAAUCAACAACAGGCAUUCAUUGCAAGAAGUAGAGCGCCGUCUAUUACGAAAGCAGAUCACUCGGAUGCGGCUAACUCUUCAGCUUGUACUAAAGAAAUGUCGUCGCUUUUCACGACAGAGGAGUAUGAAACCACUGAGAAUUGUAUUCCAGUUGGAAAUGAAAAGGAGCAGAUCAAAGCUGAGAUCGAAAAUCAUGCGAGUGGCAUUGCGAGAGUGGUGGAUCAGAAUAUGACGGGAACUAAAACAGAAGAAAGACCACCAAUCCGUUUGAAAAUUGCGCUGAAUGAUGGCAGCAUGAGGAAUUGUUUGGGCAAAACUAGCACUAAAAAAAAGAAAAAGAAAAAGAAGAAUCGAAAACACCAUAAUUCUACAAAGUCUCACUGUAAAGAGAUUAGUGGUCAGUUACUCAGUGCAUCGAAAUCAGGCGAUAUAAAAUGCACAAAUACAGGAGAUCGUGAUAAUGAAUCUCAUCCACGUCUUCUGAUGCGUUUAAAACGCCUAAAUAACGUAUUAUCAGUUGCAGACCCUGGAGUUAGUCAUGCACCAUCGUCACAUAUUAUACACACCAAUGAAGUCGAUGAAGAACAAGAACCACCUUUGAAAGUUCCGAAAUUGAAAAUACGAUUACCUCGAGAUAGAGAAGAACUUAAAAGUGAUUCUGGUAAAACAAAUGUGAACCAUGUGUCAGAAGAAAUAAAGUGCAAGGUAAACAGGGUGGGAAUAAAUUGUGAACAUGACGAUGCAGAUCGCGACAAGCGUACUUCAAAUCGUGACCGAAAAACAACUAUCGUUAUACCAAGGUCUAUGAUCCAAAAUGCUCAUCUAACUUCUACUAUUUCUGGCAGACCAGCUACUCUUAAUUCUGAUGCACAGUUUUCGCCAAAUUCAGAAUCAUCAAAUGAAGAAGAAGAUGAACAGUUACGUGCUCAGACUGAUAGCGUUAUCAGUCGUUUGAAUGAUUGGAGUUCAAAACGCACUGUAAGUCGUCAAGCUGAUACUCUUUCUCGUCUAGUUGGUACAGCACCAUUAGUCAGUCCUGUACUGGAUCGCCUUCUACCAAAGGAUUCAUGGAUUUUUGGUAUGAAUAUGAAAAAUCACUCAACAGUUGAUACUACUGAUACUGGUUCUUCACAUAUGUUGUGGAUGGCUAAUAAGUCACGCAGUUUGAAAACAACAGUCAGUAUCAGUAAACCGAAUUAA
Molecule: messenger RNA, 3963 nt
Organism: Thelazia callipaeda (thelaziosis nematode)
Lineage: Eukaryota; Metazoa; Nematoda; Chromadorea; Rhabditida; Thelaziidae
Source: the annotation of a GenBank genome assembly